CUUCAUAACUAUUAAUGUCAAAAAUGAAGAUGGCUGACGGAUCCACAAUUUUGCGAAGAAAUAGGCCUGGAACGAAGGCAAAGGAUUUUUGCCGAUGGCCCGACGAACUUUUCGAAGAAAUGGACAGCACUUUAGCUGUCCAACAGUACAUACAGCAACUAAUAAGAAAAGACCCCUCAAAUAUUGACUUAAUAUUGAAAAUGCCUGAAUCUCAAGAUGAAGGGGUCUGGAAAUAUGAACACUUAAGGCAAUUUUGUAUGGAGUUGAAUGGUUUAGCAGUGAGACUGCAAGGAGAGUGUCACCCGGAAACUUGCACCCAAAUGACAGCCACUGAACAGUGGAUAUUUUUAUGUGCUGCACAUAAAACACCUAAAGAAUGUCCUGCUAUAGAUUACACCAGACACACGUUAGAUGGCGCUGCCUGUUUGUUAAAUAGUAAUAAGUAUUUCCCUAGCAGGGUCAGUAUUAAAGAAUCAUCGGUAGCCAAAUUAGGUUCUGUGUGCAGAAGAGUGUACAGAAUUUUUUCACAUGCGUAUUUCCAUCACAGAUCAAUUUUCGACGAGUUUGAAAAUGAGACUUGUCUGUGCAAACGGUUUACUCAGUUUGUCACCAAAUAUAACCUAAUGUCAAAAGACAAUUUAAUCGUUCCGAUUUUGGAAGAAGAGAGCACCCCCGGAGAAUCUGAAGCAUAACAACCUUGAAUGUAUUUGAAAAAAUCAUUUUUGUACUGUCAAAUCGUUUUAAUGUGAACAAAAUUAGUCCUAUUUAUUAAGAAUUGCGGAUUUUGGUAUGUAUAUGAUGUAGAAUAUGUAAAAAAUGUCACAUGACAAAGUUUAAAAAACAAUGUGGCUAGAAAAUUAAUAUUUAUACAGUGUCCAAUAGGAAAAAGUAUAUUACCCAUUUUAAGAAAAAAAAUUGUUCUUCAUUAAACCUGAUUGUUUUAAAAAUGAGAAUUCCAUAAAAAAAUGUAAAUCUUAUGUACAGGGUCCUCAGAAAUUAAUAAAAUAUAAAAAUGCGUUAAGAGAGAAGUACAUUUAUUAUUUUAUAGAAAAAUUGUAUUAGAGAAAAAAUACUAAUUUUAUUAAAUUUAUUUUAACAUUUGAUUUCACUAAAAUAUAAAUAAAUAAAAUUAAAUGUUAAAAUGAUUUGAUUUCAACUUUU
Molecule: messenger RNA, 1161 nt
Organism: Brassicogethes aeneus
Lineage: Eukaryota; Metazoa; Arthropoda; Insecta; Coleoptera; Nitidulidae
Source: the annotation of a GenBank genome assembly